CUUUCUCCCUCGUUCAUGUCUGAAGCGAGCAUCAUUCUCGGUAUAAAGAAUCCUGUCUUCAUUCACAGAGCAGCAGCUUUACAGAGCCUCCCACGGACAGUUUUCAAUAAAAUGUUUCAAGGCAUCGCAGCAAAUCCUGCUGUUGGAGGUCAAGGGAACAAGCCAGAACUGUACGAGGAAGUCAAAUUGUACAAAAAUGCCAGAGAGCGGGAAAAGUAUGAUAACAUGGCUGAACUGUUUGCUGUGGUGAAGACACUGCAGGCACUGGAAAAAACCUACAUCAAGGAUUGUGUCACUCCGACUGAGUACACAGCGGCCUGCUCACGCCUGCUGGUUCAGUACAAAGCAGCAUUCAAACAGGUCCAGGGCUCCGAUAUCAGCACAAUUGAUGAGUUCUGUAGAAGAUAUAGGCUGGAUUGUCCAUUGGCGAUGGAGAGGAUUAAGGAGGAUCGUCCAAUCACAAUCAAAGAUGACAAAGGCAACUUGAACCGGUGCAUUGCUGAUAUUGUUUCGCUGUUCAUCACUGUCAUGGAUAAACUCCGUCUUGAGAUCCGAGCCAUGGAUGAGAUCCAGCCUGAUCUCCGGGAGCUGAUGGAAACCAUGAAUCGGAUGAGUAAUCUGCCUGCAGAUUUUGAAGGAAAGGAGAAAGUUGGCCAGUGGUUACAGAAGCUCAGUGGAAUGUCAGCAUCAGAUGAAUUGGAUGACACCCAGGUGCGACAGAUGCUGUUUGACUUGGAGUCAGCCUAUAACUCAUUCAACAGGUUCCUGCAUUCUUCCUAAGGGGCCUCUUAUGGCUUGCAGCACGGGAAUGAGCCUGACUACUGUUCUUCCACAGUCACCCACAGAUGGUUUCCUGAAAUGCUGCCAUCCAGUCCUUCCCAACUACUGAAUGGGACUCCCUCUUUCUUCAUUCCUGUUUUUCACCAGGAAUGCAAUGUGUUCAUGUCUCUCUGUGUAGAUAUUGUAUCUGUGUAAGAUAGGUCUGUUCCAUUGUUCUCUGGGCUCUAUAUAUUUUAUGUAUUUCUCUGAAUAAAAUGGAAGUGAAAUUGU
This is a messenger RNA of Chiloscyllium plagiosum (whitespotted bambooshark), 1050 nucleotides long. The record is from RefSeq and is a predicted model, not a curated record. Lineage: Eukaryota; Metazoa; Chordata; Chondrichthyes; Orectolobiformes; Hemiscylliidae.